AUGGAAAGUAGACUGUCCACUAUUGAAGCCAUCAGAGCAAAGCAAGGUCUUCAGAGACCCUCGAGGGCCAGGCUCAGAGUCACAGCAUCAGCCACAGCAGGAGCUUCUGCCAGAUCCCCCACGGCCUCGCCCCUUCCCUUCCUGCUGGUCCUGCUGGUGCUCAGCCCCAGGUCCACCUGCUCUCUGGACGGUCACCUGCCUCACAGUCACGGCCUUGGUCACAGGAGGACCAUGACGCUCCUGGGACAAAUGAGGAGAGUCUCCCCUUUCUCCUGCCUGAAGGACAGACACAAUGAGACCCCUCUGGAGGAGUGGGAUGGACCCCAGGCCCAGAAGGCACAAGCCAACUUCCUGUUCCAUGAGAGCAUCCAGCAGCUCUUCACCCUCAACAGCACACAGGAGGCUUCUGCUGCCUGGGCCAGGGCCCUCCUGGACACAGUCUGCACUGCACUCUUUGAGCAGCUAUGUGCCCUGGAAGCCUGCAGGACACAGGCAGUGAGUCUGCAGGGGACACCCCUGAUGCCUGAGGACUCCCUGCUGGCUGUGAGGAGAAACUUCCAUGGAAUCACGCUGUACCUGACAGAGAGGAAACACAGCCCCUGUGUCUGGGAGGUUGGGAGCGAAGAAAUCUGAAGAGCCAUGUCGUUAUCAAGCACCUUGCAAGAAAGAUUACAGAGCCAGGAAUGA
Molecule: messenger RNA, 687 nt
Organism: Ochotona princeps (American pika)
Lineage: Eukaryota; Metazoa; Chordata; Mammalia; Lagomorpha; Ochotonidae
Product: interferon alpha-6-like
Biological process (GO): humoral immune response; B cell differentiation; defense response
Cellular component (GO): extracellular region
Molecular function (GO): type I interferon receptor binding; cytokine activity
Source: RefSeq, a predicted model, not a curated record